GAAAUAAUGAACAAAACACGAUGUGUUGACAAGAGAUGAACGAGAAAGAUGUCGUGUCUUCGUUACAGAACUUAGUGGCCAUGGAAAUACGAUAUCCGAAUCAAUUCAUGCAUGUAUUUAGACAUCACCAGAGAAUUCACCAGGAUGCUGGACAGGUGCGAGAUGCCGAUGUAGAAGCAGGACAACCAAGAUAUGCCAACAUUAGUGUUGAUGGAGAUGUUCUCGGCUAUGCCCCGAAUGACAGAUUUAGUGUUGGAUUAUAUGUAGCAGGGGAACCUCUCACACCAGAAGAUUACUAUUUUGAGGUGGAAAUCCUUGACAUUGGCAAUCGAGGAACCAUAGGUGUGGGUUUGGUGCCCCAGAGAUACCCUCUUGAUGCCCAGCCUGGAUGGAGAGCAUUUUCUGUAGGAUUCCAUGCUGAUGAUGGGAAGCUUUACAAAGCUAACGGUUUUGGCAAACCCUUUGGCUCAAAGAGUCAAACUGGCGAUAGAAUAGGAUGUGGAAUCAAAUUUUCAGCCCCAGAGGAGGGGCCAGGGCAGUCGGUCAAGGUCUUCUUUACACACAAUGGGAAGGAGGUUGGCAUGACGAUGAUGCAAGCUCCGGCCCGAGGGUUGUAUCCUGCAGUAGGAAUGCACUCCUCUGGGGAAGAAGUGCGUCUCAACCUAGAGGCGGAAUGGCUGUAUGAGGACCUGGUGCUCAUGGCUGUCGACAAUGGGGAGGAGGACUGGUCUCGUCUCCAUGAUGUCAGGUUGAAUGGCACAACUUUAGAAUACAUGGGACGAGGGAAGAGCAUACAUGAUGUUGGUUUAGCUCAAGCCAGAUGGCCCCUCGACACAACAUAUCAUUAUUUUGAAAUUGAAAUAAUGGAUCCAGGUGAAAACUGCUACAUUGCAAUAGGAGUGGCUAGAAGAAAUUAUCCUCAUCACCGACACCCUGGAUGGAACAAAGGGUCCAUAGCAUACCAUGCAGACGAUGGUAAAAUAUUUGUGGGGUCUGGUGUUGGAGAUCCAUUUGGACCAAGGUGUCAUAAAGGUGAUGUCAUGGGUUGUGGUAUACUGUUUCCCCCGGACUAUGAUGGUGAAACAGACAGUGAUCUUUCUCCGGAUGACCCUGAUGUCCAUAAUGAUAUGAUCGAUGAUUUCAGUGAUGAUUCUGAUGAAGAUGAUAUUAUACCCGGUGGCAGAUAUUUAGAUCAGAAUGGUACCAAAGUAUGGAUAUUUUUCACAAGAAAUGGAAAAAUGAUUGGGAAAAAACAAGUACCUAUACCUAAAGGGGGUUUCUUCCCAACUGUGGGUAUGUUGAGUAGUUGUGAAAAAGUGAGAAUUGACCUUCGACCACUCACUGGUUGACGAUGGACCUGGGCCAGGACCUGUGACAGAUAGUAAUCUGGGAGUAAUUUGUGGUCCAUGGGACAUGUUAUGUAUUAAACAUGUGCUUGACUGUAUUUUGUGACUUGAGCCCCAAUAAUCCAUACAGGGAGUUACUAGUACUAAAAAGAAGAGACUCUUAAAUUGAGUGAUAAUUUAUCACCACAGAGAAGAGAUCCUUAAAAAGGGGGAUAAUUAUCACGCUUCUAAAGGAGCCAAAGAGAAGAGGUCCAUGAAAGAAGGGAUAAUUAUCAUGCUACUAAAGGAGCCAGAGAGAAGAGGUCUUUAAAGGGUUGUUAAUUAUGACACCAUGAAAAGAGGUCCUUAAUCAUCACCCUACUAAAGAAGAUGAACAACAAUCAAAUGUGCUUUAAACAUUAGAUUUGAUUUAAUUAUUGUGAUAAAAUUUUCCUUGUGCCCCUGUAUGGGGCCCCAUUUCAAAGAGACUGAAUGGACAGUAAGCUGAAGUCAGUCAAUAUGUACGGUAUACUGGUAUAUAUAUAUCUUGGGGCCACAUAGAGUGUUUUUCUGUUGAUUUGUUUAUGUUAAUAAUUCUGCUGUGUCUAUGUAGCUGGAACAUGCAAGUUUUCUUGUUUUGGUAAAAGAGAUAAAAAGUGUCAUUUGAAUUUCUGUAAUAUAUUGCUGUUAAUACUGGAAAUUCUUUUGAAAAUAGUCAUUUCACUUGGUUAUUACAGGAUCUCCCUCUAGUUGCAAAGCAAAUUAAAACAAGACGUAUAAUUCAGCUCCUCUAUGAUACACUACACUACAAGUGUAUUGUACAGGAACAGAAUAACGAGUCAAAUUUUAACUAGGUUGUGUUGUGACAGUGCGUCUUCCUCAGAGUCUCACUGUCAGUCCCCCCAACAGUGACAGAAUGUUACCUGUUACAGAUUCAUUCUCUAUCACCAUGGUUACUGGUGUGAAGCCAUGUUAUUGUGAUUGGUUAGACAGUUUAAUAGAUUCCAUGAAAUUGAUGUCAUUAAUUAUUAUUUCUUUUUUGCUAUGUAGUUAAUUAAGGAUUUUGAAAAAUAUAUUCUAGUUACCUGGUAAGUGUGAAUUGCAUUUUUUUGCUAUGAAAACAGCCAAAAUAUUGAAUUCACAUUUUACUUGAAGGAAAUUUUGCCAUUGAAAUAAUUUUUGAAACUGUUUGUGUGAAAAAUAUGUUUUUAUUUUAGAUGGUCCUAGUCUCUUAAGUGUAUUAUACCUAGGUACAAUGUAUCUGCUGUAUUCUCCACUACGAUAGUUACUCACUAAUCACUAUCAUGUUUUACUUAAAGUUUCAGGAUCAGAGUCAUCCUCAUAUGGUCUUUGUUUUUUUAAGGGAGCUUAUUAUGAACGGGUCUGCUCUGUAUCUGUAGUGCUAUGUGGAAUAUGUUGAAUGCUUUCACCCCAGGCAGGGAUUUCAAUAUACAUAUCUGUUUUUCAUGUAGCAAGGCUGUGUAGUGAAUUGAGUUAGUACUGUGUUGAGCUUUAUAGAUAAGAACUAUGUAUAUUAGAAGCUUUGAGAUGUUUUGUUGAUAUGUAAUGUUAAUAUUUCAGCUGUUAAAAUCUUGGAUUCACCAUACAGAUGUGUGAAGAAAAGAAAAACCACUAAAUCUGUUAGACAAUGCCGAGGAGGCUUUUCGUCUAACGAAUUGUACCGUUAAAAGUGCCUGUUAUUAUUGUUGUUGAUAGUGUGUAUGUUAACUCAUACAAAUUUUUUGAACAUGUUUGGCCGACUAAUGCAGGUCCAAACUUAAGGAAAUACAUUUAUGCAUGCCUAGACUUAAUCCCAUAUUCCUAGUUCAGACUUAAGUACACUGAUGCAUUCCAAGACUUAAUCAAAUAGUCUUGGUUCAAACUGAAGGUAGUAUACUGAUAUAUACCCACACUUAAUCCCAGACUUAAUCCAAUAGUCUUGGUUCAAACUGAAGGUAGUAUACUGAUGUAUACCCACACUUAAUCCAAUAGUCUUGGUUCAAACUGAAGGUAGUAUACUGAUGUAUACCCACACUUAAUCCCAGACUUAAUCCAAUAGUCUUGGUUCAAACUGAAGGUAGUAUACUGAUGUAUACCCACACUUAAUCCCAGACUUAAUCCAAUAGUCUUGGUUCAAACUGAAGGUAGUAUACUGAUAUAUACCCACACUUAAUCCCAGACUUAAUCCAAUAGUCUUGGUUCAAACUGAAGGUAGUAUACUGAUGUAUACCCACACUUAAUCCCAGACUUAAUCCAAUAGUCUUGGUUCAAACUGAAGGUAGUAUACUGAUGUAUACCCACACUUAAUCCCAGACUUAAUCCAAUAGUCUUGGUUCAAACUGAAGGUAGUAUACUGAUGUAUACCCACACUUAAUCCCAGACUUAAUCCAAUAGUCUUGGUUCAAACUGAAGGUAGUAUACUGAUGUAUACCCACACUUAAUCCCAGACUUAAUCCAAUAGUCUUGGUUCAAACUGAAGGUAGUAUACUGAUGUAUACCCACACUUAAUCCCAGACUUAAUCCAAUAGUCUUGGUUCAAACUGAAGGUAGUAUACUGAUAUAUACCCACACUUAAUCCCAGACUUAAUCCAAUAGUCUUGGUUCAAACUGAAGGUAGUAUACUGAUGUAUACCCACACUUAAUCCCAGACUUAAUCCAAUAGUCUUGGUUCAAACUGAAGGUAGUAUACUGAUGUAUACCCACACUUAAUCCCAGACUUAAUCCAAUAGUCUUGGUUCAAACUGAAAGAAAUACACUAAUGCAUGUUUAGACUUAAUUCCACAGUCCAGGUUCAGACUGAUGGAAAUACAGUGAUGCAUGCUUAGUUUCAAUGCUAUAGUCCUGUUUCAGACAGAAAGAAGUACACUGAUAUAUGUCUAGACUUAAUUCAAUAGUCCUAGUUCAGAUUUACAGACUCCAUUUCUCAGUGUUCUGGAUACUUGACUUAGUAUUAAGUGAGAUAUUGAGAUUUAGCUAGGUUAAAUUGCUUAAGGAAUGAAAGCACUGAUUAAUUUGGCUGAAUUGAAUAAGUUUCUGUUAUUUAUGAGCACACUGUUGUAAAUAUGUUGUCUAUGAAUUGUGGCCAUAUUGUUUAUAAAGUUGUUGAGGAGUUGCUUUUGGGACUUAUAUUACUGUGUGUGGGAGUUGUAUAACUGACACAUCCAUGGUAGCGACAUUGUGAUAUUAUUGGUAUUUAAUGUUGUAGUGUCCUUUUCGUUUAUCUCUUGUACAAUAGUUUCAUUUCAAUAUUUGUGUUAGACAAAGUCCUGAACUUUUGUUAAUGUUUCUUAAUUUUAUUGUGUUAGAGUCGGUGAGCUGUAACUAGAUGUUAAUCUUAUUGUAUUAGAAUUAGUGAGCUAUAAAUAGACAUUAUUUUUAUUGUGUUGGAGUCAAUGAGCUAAAAUUAGACAUUAAUUUUAUUGUGUUAUAUAUAGUCUGAACUAUUAGAUGUUAAUUUUAUUGUGUUAUAUAUGAUGGGAAAUCAGCUAUAGUGAGAUGCUUGCUUUAAAAGUGUUUUAUAAGAGUUAUAUAUCUGAUGCUGUUAUUGUAGGUAUAUACAAUGAAUAUAAUUAAAGUUAAAAAACUUCAGUAAUUUGGACACUAAUUUAAAUAUGCCAUACUCAUUGUUAAGCAUAUAACAAGCUGUCACUUACAGUUACUUUUAUUACACAAUGUGAGUAGCUUGACUUUUGUUACAACACCUACUUAGGUAAGGAGAUGGAUAUUGUUUAAUCAGUAAGUCAUAGAUAACCCUCAUGUACAAGAUAUUUCAUGAACAGCUUAACAAUGUUUCGCUUUACAUCUGUGCAGGGCAAUUCACUUCAUAGGUUGAAGUGAUAUUUGUUGAAAACGGUCUGUAAUUCCUGUCUAUCUUAUUUUGAGAUUUUUUCAUCAGAUUUUCAAACUCUCUAGAAGAGAUUUUUUUUAUUAUAAAUUUUUCAUAAAUUCUUGUUCUACAUUGCUGAUCUUCUCUCUCACGUGUUCUAUUUUUAUUCAUUUAUGUCGCAUGUUCAGUGAUUGGACCAAUUUCAGACAUCUUGUUUAAUUGCUGUAUAAUGUUAGUUAGGUUUUCAUGUUAGAUAUCAUAUGUACUUCAAAUGUUACUAAGCUCUCUACUAGAUUUAUAUCUUCUCAUACAUGUAUAUUCAAUGUGAUGCUGUGUUACUGUUGAGCUUUCUAACUUACAUGUACUCGCACAUCACUGUGAAAUAUUCAGCUUGAUGAUACAUCACAGCGGUUUGCUUUCUAGCUACUAGUAGUAUAUCUUAAGUGUACUCCUACAUAACUAAUAUUCAGCAAGACGAUUCACCACUUUGUAGUGACUAUUUCUUAAGUGUACAUCACAUUGUAAUAUUUAGAGAAAUGUGCCAUCACAGCGAUAAAAAGAUUUCUAGCUAAAUGAGUAGUAUAUAUUAUUUGUAUUUGCACUCUGCUGUGUAUUAUCAGUGAGAUGUGACAAAACAUUGGUAAGGAGCUUCUAAUAAAUUUGAUGUGUACCUCACUGGUUGCUGUGUAUUAUCAGCGAGAUGUGACAAAACAUUGGUAAGGAGCUUCUAAUAAAUUUGAUGUGUACGUCACUGGUUGCUGUGUAUUAUCAGUGAGAUGUGACUAAACAUUGGUAAGGAGCUUCUAGUAAAUUUGAUGUGUAGGUCACUGGUUGCUGUGUAUUAUCAGCGAGAUGUGACAAAACAUUGGUAAGAAGCUUCUAGUAAAUUUGAUGUGUACGUCACUGGUUGCUGUGUAUUAUCAGUGAGAUGUGACUAAACAUUGGUAAGGAGCUUCUAGUAAAUUUGAUGUGUAGGUCACUGGUUGCUGUGUAUUAUCAGCGAGAUGUGACAAAACAUUGGUAAGGAGCUUCUAGUAAAUUUGAUGUGUACCUCACUGGUUGCUGUGUUAUAUAUAUUGAUGAAUGUUUGUAUAAUUGUUGUUAACAUUGUUUGUUUUAUAUUGACCUGUGUGAUAUUUUUGAAUGAGAAAAGAAUGUUUAGCAGCUAGAAAUGGAUUUGAAAGGGUUAUUGAAAUGUUUCUAUUUUUGUUGCCAAUAACACACUAUUAAUUAACACAUUACCAGUACAAAUUUCCCAUUGCUUUGAAAGCUAGCAAUCCAAUAAAUUUAAUAUAUAACAA
Ylistrum balloti is the source of this 6452-nucleotide messenger RNA. RefSeq names its product SPRY domain-containing protein 3-like. The record is from RefSeq and is a predicted model, not a curated record. NCBI's taxonomy places the organism in Eukaryota, Metazoa, Mollusca, Bivalvia, Pectinida, Pectinidae. Gene Ontology annotation, molecular function: protein binding. The coding region runs from base 36 to 1349 and encodes 437 amino acids. The transcript is spliced from 10 exons.